GGUUUUCGAUACACACCAAUCAAUCAUUGCAAUCAUUAUUAUCGCUCUUUGAUAUCACAACAACUACUAUCUUCACAACAUAUCCCACUAGCUACAUUAAAUAUUCAUACCAUUAUAAGUAAUGGACAAUAUUAUAAUCACAACUAAUUCAUCAUAAUAUGUAUGCAGUAUUCUUAAUUUUUUAGUCUAUCGUCACUCUUCAGUGCGAUACCUCGUUUUAAAACUUCCAUACACACACCAUUUCUGAAACAGCAAGUUUGUAGUGUAAACAUGGAAAAAUCACAAAAUGAAGAAGAAGAAUCAGAAAUAUUUGAAGUUUCACCCCAGUCAUUGCCGGCUAAAUCAAAUUUGAAGGGUGAUUGGUUGAACUUCUUUUUAUUGAUAUUAUUAUACACAAUACAAGGAUUACCUUUGGGUUUAGCCAUAGCUUUACCAAUAAUUUUUCAAAGUAAAAAAAAUGUGUCCUAUAAAGAACAGGCUUUUUUCAGUUUAGUUGCGUGGCCAUAUAGUAUAAAAAUUGUAUGGGCCCCAAUAGUAGAUUCACUGUACGUGCAAUGGAUAGGCAGACGAAAAUCUUGGCUCAUAUUCAUUCAAUACUCAAUGGGGGUGGUUUUACUCUAUACGGCCAUUAACAUCGAUGAGUGGUUGCCCGAAUCCGAAAAACCUAAUCUUAAGGCGCUGGUGAUUACGUUUUGUAUCAUUAGCUUCUUGGCCGCAACACAAGAUAUAGUCGUCGAUGGAUGGGCACUGACAUUGCUUAAGAAGAACAAUGUGGGUCAUGCGUCCACGUGCAACGGAACUGGUGUAGCAUUGGGUGUGCUUAUAGCUACUAUUUGUCCCGUUUUACUAACAUCAGAAGAGUUUUGUAAUAAAUACUUACGGAUAACGCUCGGCACAGGGGGUAUAAUCACUUUAAAAGGUACGCAGUUAACGGUAAAAAUGUUCUAUAAUUAG
This is a messenger RNA of Diuraphis noxia (Russian wheat aphid), 954 nucleotides long. RefSeq names its product acetyl-coenzyme A transporter 1-like. NCBI's taxonomy places the organism in Eukaryota, Metazoa, Arthropoda, Insecta, Hemiptera, Aphididae. Gene Ontology annotation, biological process: acetyl-CoA transmembrane transport. Gene Ontology annotation, cellular component: membrane. The record is from RefSeq and is a predicted model, not a curated record. Gene Ontology annotation, molecular function: acetyl-CoA transmembrane transporter activity.